CGCCCCCCCUCCCCACCCCGCGCAUGCGCGCGGAGCGACACGGGCGAUUCACGCAUCCAAAAUGGCGGCCGCGAUGGAUGUGGACACCCCUAGCGGUACCAACAGCGGCGCCGGCAAGAAGCGCUUCGAAGUGAAGAAAUGGAACGCAGUAGCUCUGUGGGCAUGGGACAUUGUGGUUGAUAACUGUGCCAUUUGCAGAAACCAUAUUAUGGAUCUAUGCAUAGAAUGUCAAGCAAACCAAGCAUCAGCUACCUCUGAAGAGUGCACAGUCGCGUGGGGCGUCUGCAAUCACGCUUUCCACUUCCACUGCAUCUCUCGCUGGCUCAAAACUCGCCAAGUAUGUCCACUGGACAACAGGGAAUGGGAGUUCCAAAAGUAUGGACACUAGAGAGAUGGUCACCACGCUUCUUGUUGUGUCAUCAGCCUCAGUUGUUCUUGUCACUAUGGGUUUGUUUUAGCAACUUGAAAAAUCAGCAAUGUAUACGAUUCUUCUUUAAUCUUAAUUUCUCCCUAUUGUAUAGCAUUGAAUAAAAUCUUGCUGGAGCUUCCUGA
Messenger RNA from Aquila chrysaetos chrysaetos, 552 nucleotides. RefSeq names its product ring-box 1 (gene RBX1). The record is from RefSeq and is a predicted model, not a curated record. Gene Ontology annotation, cellular component: cullin-RING ubiquitin ligase complex; nucleus. Gene Ontology annotation, molecular function: cullin family protein binding; ubiquitin protein ligase activity; zinc ion binding. Lineage: Eukaryota; Metazoa; Chordata; Aves; Accipitriformes; Accipitridae. The transcript is spliced from 5 exons. The coding region runs from base 62 to 388 and encodes 108 amino acids. Gene Ontology annotation, biological process: protein ubiquitination; ubiquitin-dependent protein catabolic process.